AUGUGGACGCCGCAGCAACUGCUCCAACCGGUACUACCCCACCCACUCUUCCACUCUUAUUCACCUUCAAAUCAUACAAAAAUUUCAUCUUUUACAAAACUAAAUUCUACCCGCAAAGUUAAAAUUCACAAUGGAAUUAAGAAGGCUGCAAUAACUUUGGAAGAACUUCCCCCAAACGCGCUUCGGAGUAAGAGGGAAGCAGAAUGGAUAGGAGGGUUCUCCCUUGGAGUGGACUUGGGAAUGGCUCGCACUGGCAUUGCAAUCAGCAGAGGCUUCUCUGUUCGCCCUUUAGCGGUUUUGGAAUUGCGAGGACAGAAACUCGAGGUGCAGAUAAUGAACAUUGCCGAAAAAGAGGAGGCUGAUGAGUUUGUUAUUGGACUUCCAAAAUCUUCUGACGGAAAGGAAACGACACAGUCGAACAUAGUCCGUACCGUUGCCGGAAGGCUUGCUAUUCGAGCUGCUGAGAGGGGUUGGAGAGUAUAUCUACAAGAUGAACACGGAACAACAACAGAUGCCAUCGAUCGAAUGGUCGACAUGGGAUUGAAGAAAUCUACUCGGCAGAAGAAACUUGAUGCGUACGCUGCCGUGAUGUUACUGGAGAGAUAUUUCUCGACAUCAGGUCAGGAAACUGAACUCGUUUGGCCGAAGAAUCUUGAACUACAAGAAAAACUUAGAAAGGGGCCUUCUGAAGAUGAUGAUUUUUUUUCUGAAUAUGAUGAUUUUUUCUCCAAUGAAGAUUAA
Molecule: messenger RNA, 741 nt
Organism: Lathyrus sativus (Indian pea)
Lineage: Eukaryota; Viridiplantae; Streptophyta; Magnoliopsida; Fabales; Fabaceae
Source: the annotation of a GenBank genome assembly